Molecule: messenger RNA, 888 nt
Organism: Plasmodium yoelii
Lineage: Eukaryota; Apicomplexa; Aconoidasida; Haemosporida; Plasmodiidae
Product: PIR protein
Exons: 3
Coding region: 1-888 (295 amino acids)
Source: RefSeq, a predicted model, not a curated record
AUGAAUAAGGAAGUGUGUAAAAGGUUCAAGAAUGUAUGGGAGGAUUUUCUCGAUAAAUUAGACGAAAAUAAAAAGUAUCAAUUUAAUGAUGGUAAUUUUUUCAAAGAGUAUUGUAAUAAUAAUUGUUCUAGUUAUAUCAAUAAAAUGAAUGCUGGAAUUUUAUAUUUGCUUGAUGGAUUCUUUAAGGAUUCUGGUUCGUUUGAGUCUGUUGCAAAAAAUAACAUAAAUAUUGUUGAAUACAUUAUCAUAUGGUUAAGUUAUAUGUUAAAUCUAAAGGAUAUCCCAGGAAUAACGUAUAUAAAUGAAUUUUAUGAUGAUUUUAUAAAUGAUAAUAAGUAUAAAAAUUCUAUAGAUGAUGUUGAUGCUUAUAAUAGUUAUGAUGAUCUUAUAAAUAAAAAAAAAUUAAUGAAAAUGAAAAUUAAAGAUAUAUCUAAAUUUUAUGAUCCAUUUAAAUUAUUAUGUGAAAUGUAUGCUGAAUUUGAUGAAAAUAAGGAAGAUUGCUCAAAAUAUUUAGACAAAGCUAAUCAAUUUGUUGAAAAAUAUAAAAAACUUAAUGAAGGUUCUAAUAAUACUGAUGACAGUUCAUAUAAACAAAUAUUCUGUACUUUAUCAACAGAUUAUGAUAAUUUAAAAAAGAAAUUUAAUGAUGUUAAUUGUUCCAAUUCUUCGUCAUUUCCAACGAUAGAAAAAGAAAAAAUUCCUGCAAAAUGUUCUGAACAAAUUUCUGAAGUUGCAUCAUCAAGUUCGUCGAUAGCAAGCAAAUUAAUUCCGGUUUUAUCGAUAUUUGGUGCAAUAGCAAUUUUAUUGGGAGUUUCUUAUAGGUAUUCGUUAUUUGGAUUUCGGAAACGAACCCAAAAACACCAUUUAAGAGAAAAGCUAAAAAAAUAA